Messenger RNA from Sclerotinia borealis F-4128, 3024 nucleotides. Lineage: Eukaryota; Fungi; Ascomycota; Leotiomycetes; Helotiales; Sclerotiniaceae. The record is from the annotation of a GenBank genome assembly.
AUGGCGGAAAAACAUUUGCGCUCUUACACAAGUGCUCCGAACAUAUCGAGCGAGGACAGAUGGAACAAAGCUUUUAAUAAGCUUAAGCAUAAAGAUGCUCGAGAAUUUAAAAGGCUUGAUCAGUCUGAUUGCUUGACAAUUUUGAAGCAAGUGGAAGCUUCUGCUACGAAUAAGAAAUCUGAAGCCGACAAGAAAGCUAUGAACUAUACCAGACGCGACGGAACAUCCGUUUUCACAAGGGAUUUGUUUGGAGGAGUAUUGCAGUGGGUGCAAAAGUUUCGAGAAGUAGGGAGCGUGAUUGCCAGCUACGAUCCUGGACAUGUUGCACUACCUUGGGCAGCAGUGCAAUUCUUGCUCGAGGUCGCCAUACAAGGAAGUCUAGUAUAUGAGAUUACAGCAGAAGGUGUCGAAACAAUCUCCAAGAUGAUCAGUCAAUGCAGCUAUAUGGAACAACUCUUUUUGCAGCGAGUGAGUGGAGACGAGAGCGGCUUUGAAGAUGCUUUGCUAGAUCUGUAUGUGGCUAUCUUAAAGUUCGAGUCAUACACCAUUCGUUACUACUUAAAAUUAAGAGGCCGGUGUAAGCUGUUGGCACCACUUGUCUUACCAGCGAAGCGUUUCCGAGACUAUCUCGACAACAUAUUUGUUGCGCGCACCGAACAACGAGAAACCAUUUUAAAUUGGCUUUCCAAGGAAGUGCAAGUAACCCAUCAUUUACGAAAACAAAACAACCGCCUCAAAGGCUCGUGCCAAUGGCUUCUCAACUCUAAAGAAUAUACAGAGUGGAGAUGGUCAAGUCUAUCAUCGAUUUUUUGGCUUAGCGGAAUAGCUGGUUCUGGUAAAAGUUUCUUAGUAUCUUCGGUAAUUGACGAUCUUCAGCGAAACCCACAGCUAUCAGGAGCCAAUGGCAGGAAAGAACAACCUAGGUUUCGUUGGGCAGAUUUACAGCUUGAUCAACUAUGCAGCGACGCGGUGAACGUCGAGAAAGAUAUCGACGACUUUCUGGGGAAUCUCCCAAAGUCUCUUGAAGAAUCCUACGAUCUGGUCUAUAACAAGAUUAUGAGAUCGGGUCUUGCGAGCCAAAAGGUCGCCACUAUGACAUUCCAGGUAUUACUAAAUGCGCAAAGAAUCCUUACCAGCGAUGAAAUGCUCGCUGCAGUCUCCAUUGAUCUGGAUCUGGAUCUGGAUCUGGAGAAGAUGGAUAUACUCGCCAGCAAUGAUUUUGAGAUACUCAGUGUCUGUCGCAAUCUCGUUGUAUUUGAUAACGAUAUUAGUUCUGGCGGUUCGUAUCGAUUUGCACACCAAUCUGUGCGAGAGUACUUGGUGAAAAGGACUGGAACCGAGUUCACGACUCUACAUACCGAGAUUUUCCUCAUGGAACGAUGUCUUUGUGUUUUCUUGUUGAAAUCACAAAUUACACUUGCUCCAAAACCCAUGCUUACGGAGAGAAUCCAGAGUAUUCUGGAACUCAAUGAAAGUUUUAUCAACUAUGCAACCGAGUUUUGGAUUACUCAUUGCAGGCUAGCUCAGUCUACAAAGCUGACGAGUGAGAUGUUGAAGGUCUUCAUCGGCAUUCAUGAUACCUAUAGCAACGGGUUUAUGGAAUGGAAGCAGUCGCUCUCACUGCUUAAACCUCGCGGAAACCCCCCUUUAGAAUGGAUGCUUUCAAUUAGGAAGUCAUCGUCACCGUUGUUUGUGGCUUGUCUGCACGGAUUGACGGGGGUAGUUAAGGCUCUGUUGUCACACAAGAGUACCGACUGGAACGAACUUUCGGAGCUCGAAGUGACUGAGGAUGUCCAUGUAUGGAGUGAGAGUGAAGCCGCAUACCAAUAUUACCCUCUCGAGAUUGCUGCGAGUAGAGGUUACAUGGAGAUUGUGAGGCAAUUCCUUGCAGAACCAUACUAUGCUAGAUGCAACACCGGACAAACUAUUGGGACACGAAGUCUCUACGCUGCUAUUCGUGGUUCACACCAAGAACUUACAAAAAUGCUCCUCGAGUAUGGUGUAGAUACGAACGGUCACAUUAGAGGAGACACGUGCCUUAAUUUCUGUUGCCGCGCAGUUAAGGAGGGAAAGUCUGGUUCAUUAUCAAAGCACUAUGCUGAUGCGAGACUGUUCGGUCAGGAGGCAAAAGAUGCUAUGGCUAUGCUUUUGUUGGAACACCAUGCCGAUGUCAAUCUACCCAAUCAAGAUAGCAGAACGCCAUUGGAAAUUUCAAUCGAGCACGAAGCAACCAAUAUUGCCAAAGCCUUGAUUGAGCGAGAUGCGAAGCUACCAGCGAGAAUAGACAGCGUCUUACGCGCUGCUAUUAAGAGCGGGGACGUCGCUUUACUACAAGCGCUCCGCACAAAAUUAAGAGUAAAUUUUGCUCAAAGGGAUUCGGAUGGCUCGACCUUGUUACGCGCGGCUCUCAAAGUUAUUCGCCCCAGUCGGGAUGUCAUUCAAUUUCUCCUCGACGCCGGCAUUGAUAUCGGGGCAGUAGAUCGACAGCAGAGGACGGCCUUGCAUAUCGCCGUACACUCAAAAGAGUACGUUACGCCGGUCACAUGUCAUACUGCCGUUUCACCCGCAUUUUUAUCGGCCGUGACUUUUUUACUUGAUAAAGGUGUGCCAAUUGAUGCUGAAGAUUGCCGUGGGGGAACCGCUCUAAGACAAGCAGAAAUGGUUCACUAUCUGCCUGAAGCCGGCAAUAUCAACGACCUGGACGAAGAUGAUGAUCCACAUCUUAAUCAUCCGCUCAUCAAUCUUCUACUAUCCCGAGCCAAGAUCAAGACCAAUAUCCAAAACUCGGAUAGAGAAACCCCAGAAAUUAGGUCAUCUCUGUCUCCGCCACUCAUUGACCGAGAAACAAAUACAAGUUCGCAUCUUCGACAGCAAUCUGUAAAAGAUUCUGCCGAAGAUUCCGCUAAUAACUCUCAUCUCGACAAUUCUGAAAGCACAGGUGAGAUUGAGGACGGAGAGUGGAUUACGGAAACACAUACUCUCUUGAACAUGAGGACGUUGGUAGUGAGACGGCGAAGAAUCUAA